CGCGCGCCGCCCGGCGGCUGACCCAGCGGCCCGCGCCCGCCCGUCCGGCCGACCCCGCGGCGGGCUGCAGCGCCGGCAGCAUGAGCGGCGGCGGGGACGUGGUGUGCACCGGGUGGCUGCGGAAAUCGCCCCCCGAGAAGAAGUUGCGGCGCUACGCCUGGAAGAAACGCUGGUUCAUCCUGCGGAGCGGCCGGAUGAGCGGCGACCCAGAUGUCCUGGAGUACUACAAGAACGACCACUCCAAGAAGCCGCUGCGCAGCAUCAACCUGAACUUCUGCGAGCAGGUGGACGCCGGCCUGACCUUCAACAAGAAGGAGCUCCAGGACAGCUUCGUGUUCGACGUCAAGACCAGCGAGCGCACCUUCUACCUGGUGGCUGAGACAGAGGAGGACAUGAACAAGUGGGUCCAGAGCAUCUGCCAGAUCUGCGGCUUCAACCAGGCCGAGGAGAGCACAGACUCGCUGCGGAACUUCCCAGCCGCUGCGCACGGGCCACGCUCGUCCCCAGCCGAGCUCAGUGGCCCCGCCCAGCCCCUGCUGCGGGAGCGGAAGGUCUCGGCACCCACACACUCCAGCCAGCCCACCCUGUUCACCUUCGAGCCGCCGGGGCCCGGCCUCGCCCAGCCCGCCCUGUCCACCAGCGCGCCCCAGGAGUACCUCUACCUGCACCAGUGCAUCAGCCGGAGGGCCGAGAGCGCCAGGAGCGCCAGCUUCUCCCAGGGCACCCGGGCCUCCUUCCUCAUGCGAAGCGACACGGCGGUGCAGAAGCUGGCCCAGGGCAACGGCCACUGCGUCAACGGGGUGGGCGGGCAGGUGCACGGCUUCUACAGCCUCCCCAAGCCCAGCCGGCAGCACGCCGAGCUCCGGGACAGCGCCUACGACCUGCCCCGCAGCCUGGCCUGCCACGGCCGCGCCCCGGGCAGCCUCACGGGCUCCGAGACGGACAGCGAGGACGUGUACACCUUCCAGACGCCCAGCAACGCCCUGUGCCGCGAGUUCGGGGACCUGCUGGUAGACAACAUGGACGUCCCGGCCACCCCGCUCUCGGCCUACCAGAUCCCGCGGACGUUCACGCUGGACAGGAACCACAACGCCAUGGCGCUGGCCGCUCCCGGAGACGCAGCCGUCGCCCCCCCGCCCCGGCCCCCCAAGCCGAGCCAGGCGGACACGCCGCGGUGGGGCAGCCCCCGGCAGAGACCCCCGCUGGGUGACAGCAGCAGGUCCGUCUCGGCUGCGGCCACCAUCCCCAGGCGGAACACACUCCCGGCCAUGGACAACAGCCGGCUCCUCCGAGCUUCUUCCUGCGAGACGUAUGAGCACCCGCAGCACGUCGGGGAGGGCGAUGGCGUCCGCUCCUUCCUGCCGGGGAAGGCUGCCGUGGGCCGCUCGGACAGCACCAACUCGGAAGAUAACUACGUGCCCAUGAACCCGGGCUCCUGCACCCUGCUGGCCAUGGAGCGAGCAGCCGACAGCGCCCAGAGCGCCUACAUCCCCAUGAGCCCCGGGCCCCACGCCCUGGACCCGCUGGGCUACCCCUCCGCCUCUGUCCUGCCCCUACACCGGGGCCCCAGCAGAGCAGGCGAGAUCCAGCCGCCUCCCGUCAACCGCAACCUCAAACCCGACCGGAAAGCCAAGCCAACCCCGCUGGACCUGAGGAACAACGCCGUCAUCGAUGAGCUGCCCUUCAAGUCUCCCAUCACCAAGUCCUGGUCGAGGGCCAUCCACAGCUUCUCGGCCAGCUCCUCCCAGUACUGCCGCCCCAUCUCCACACAGAGCAUCACCAGCACCGACUCGGGCGACAGCGAGGAGAACUACGUGCCCAUGCAAAACCCGGUGUGUGCAUCUCCCCUGCCCAGUGGCAGCGGCAGCCCCGCCCACAAGAAGAGCAGUGGCAGCGUGGACUACCUGGCCCUGGACUUCCAGCCCGGCUCCCCCAGCCCACACCGAAAGCCCUCCACGUCCUCCGUCACGUCUGACGAGAAGGUGGACUACGUGCAGGUGGACAAGGAGAAGACGCAGGCCCUGCAGAGCACCAUGCAGGAGUGGACAGACGUUAGGCAGGCAUCAGAGCCGGCCAAGGGCGCCAAGCUGUGACUGCGCCCCCCACCCCCGACUAGCCC
Messenger RNA from Sorex fumeus (smoky shrew), 2119 nucleotides. RefSeq names its product GRB2 associated binding protein 2 (gene GAB2). NCBI's taxonomy places the organism in Eukaryota, Metazoa, Chordata, Mammalia, Eulipotyphla, Soricidae. The record is from RefSeq and is a predicted model, not a curated record.